This is a messenger RNA of Alternaria rosae, 891 nucleotides long. Its product is annotated as fungal-specific transcription factor domain-containing protein. The transcript has 2 exons. The record is from RefSeq and is a predicted model, not a curated record. Lineage: Eukaryota; Fungi; Ascomycota; Dothideomycetes; Pleosporales; Pleosporaceae. The coding region runs from base 1 to 891 and encodes 296 amino acids.
AUGGACCAUGAUGCCAGCAUUGAGCAUAUUGCCACUGGUCUGACUUUGUGUUUAGUAGAAACAAAUCUCGACUGCGAUUGGAUAGGUCAUUUGUGCGGCGCAAGAAACGUCCUUCCUACUGUCGAACAGAAAGCAUACCACAUCGGCAGCGAUGCAGCCGUCCUGCUAGAGUGGCUGUACUACUUCGUCACCUUUACGCGCUUUGGCUUCCGGCAUUGGCGCACCUAUAUGAUUCGAGCAACUUCGCAAGAGCUUGGCAUCAAUGGUGCUAGCCCCCAUUGUGUCAUGCAAUAUCGUAUUGCUCGAACAUUGGUUGCAAAAAAUAUGGCAGCUAUCUCAACAUACGUUCAUCCAGUAGUUCAACUUCUCGCCGAUGUCUUAGACACACAGCUUUACGCCUCCGACCCGCAAUAUCAUUCGGUGGAAUAUCAACAGUCUCUGGAUGAUCUCAAGACUCGACUGAGCGAGGUUGAUCACGUUAUUUACAAGGACGGAGAAGACGAUGACCAGUCUCGUUGUCUAGAGUUAACCCGACUAGCUGGCCUGAUCUACCUCGAGCGUGUAUCUCGAAACUUCUCAGGCGAAUCUGCAAGGCUAGACAGCUGGAAAAAAGAUGCGAUCUCCAUACUGGCCGGCCUGAACACAUAUCCGCCAUCAUUCGCUGUGUUCAUCGUCGGCUGCGAGACUCAUACAGACGAAGAGCGGAUGGUCAUGCUUGACUUCUUUACGAGACUGGAACAAAGCCCUCACUUGAAUAGCUUACUGGAAGCGAAAGGCUUGGUACAAACUGCUUGGAUUCAACAUGACCUCGGGGCAGAGAUCGGGCUUGAAUAUAUUCACAAGCUCAACUUAGUAUUGAGCUCGCGUAAUGUUAUACCGAGCUUCAUGUAG